Molecule: messenger RNA, 862 nt
Organism: Cuscuta campestris
Lineage: Eukaryota; Viridiplantae; Streptophyta; Magnoliopsida; Solanales; Convolvulaceae
Source: the annotation of a GenBank genome assembly
CACUAUAAAAUUACAGUCUUUUCGUCUCUCAUUUUCACCCCAUCCCGGACAACUUUCUUUCUCCAUCUUCUCUAUCUCUCUCUCUGAAUGGCGACGUCUGCUCUGAAUCCUAACGCUCCGGUCUUCGUCCCGACGGCGUAUCGUGCGGUGGAGGACUUCUCCGACCAGUGGUGGGACCUCAUCCGCUCCUCUCCCUGCUUCCACGACUACUGGCUUCGCGAGUGCUACGCCGAUGGCGGCGAUUCCUUCUUCCCCGAUCUCGACGCCUUUGAUUUCGACGCCUUCGAUUCCGAUCUCUCCUUCCGCGGCUCGAAGCAUGAGGAGAAGAGUAGUGAUCUGGUGAGGAUCGGAUCUCUAAGAUGGAAAAAACCGCGCGAGGCGGCGGCGAUUCGGAUGCUCGGCCGGAAGGCGCCGAAGAUUGUGAACGUGAAGGUGAGUCCGAGGCUGAUCCAGCAGCCGCGGUAAUGUGGAUCGGUGUGUUCACUCACUGAGUUAGGUUACUGCUGACUCAGUAUACUUGACGAGUCGUUUGGUCAGCAUCGUUUGUACAUUUGCUUCUAAUUUACUAGUGUAUCAUGGAGUUCUGGUGUCCCGUUUCUGACUCAGUGGUGCGGUGACUUGUUUUUAUUUUCAUGUUUCAUUUCAUCAUCUUCCUUAAGCCAUAUACAGAGUAGUUGUGUUCAAUUUUGUAUUUGAAUGAAUAAUUUGGACACAAUGUGUGUGUUUUUAACUUCUUUUCCAUAACGGGGUGUAUUUUACCAUAGAAUAUGUCUAAAAUGACAUCAAUGCUACUGGUAUCAUUUGCUUACACUAAUAUCAUUUCUUGUUUGCUCCAAAUCUCAAAUAAAUUAUAUUAAAGGUC